CAAAGAAAACUCAAUUCCUUAUCAUUUUUUCUUUCUUGUGCUUCUUAAUUAGAAGAACACUCUAGACAUUUGACCCUUUUAAAAAUUCAACCUAAGCCCUCAUAUAUAUUAAAAUCCCCUCAACACCAUCCUUAUAGUACUUAUUAUUAUAUAUAGCUUUCUUCAUUUUAUCACAAUCUUCACUACUUAACUCUCUCUCUCUCUCUUUCAAAAAAUAUUAUUAGAUAGGACAUAUAUGGGAACUCUUGUAGGACACGUGGCACCAGGGUUGGGAUUCCUCCUCAUUGGAUUAUGGCACCUUUUCAACCAUAUCAAACUUCAUGUACUUCAUCCAAAUUCUUACAUAGCUCAACCUUGGUUCCCAACCUUAAAACCUACCAAGUACAACGAGCUAAUCCUCAUCAUGAUUGGCUCGAUGGCCUCGGUUGCCAUGGAGCUCUUCAUAGGCCCCGAGCGACACCAACCACUCGACCAUGAUGGCACCAUCCCUACAAACCAUCUCCACAAUUUCGAGCACUCUUUUAUUUCUCUCACCUUUUUUGCAUACUCUCUUAUUUCCAUUCUUCUCGAUCGUGCUGAAAUACCUAAUAAGACAGUGACACAACAUGGCAUGACACAAUUAAUGGGAGCGGUUGCCUUUGCACAACAACUCCUCCUCUUCCACCUCCACUCUGCUGAUCAUAUGGGACCAGAGGGACAAUAUCACUUGCUACUCCAGCUCGUGAUUCUUGUCUCUCUGGUCACAUCUCUAAUGGGAAUAGGGCUACCGAAGAGUUUCUUAGUGAGUUUUGUUAGGUCUCUUAGCAUUUUGUUUCAAGGGGUUUGGCUUAUGGUGAUGGGGUUUAUGUUAUGGACACCAUCCUUGAUUUCCAAAGGGUGUUUCAUGCACUAUGAGGAAGGUCAUCAUGUGGUGAGAUGCUCAGGAGAAGAGUCUCUUCAUAGAGCAAAGUCUUUGGUCAACCUUCAAUUUAGUUGGUUCUUCAUUGCAAUAGCAAUUUUUGGGGUGUCACUCUACUUGGUUUUGGCAAAGGUUUAUGGCCAAAAAGUUGAGUAUUUUUCAUUGGGAUUCAAUGAAGAGGAUAAAGAUGAGGAUCUUGAAUCUCAAAAGAAAAAUCAGCUUGAAAUUAGAAAAUCCAAAAGUUUUGUUGAAAUGGGAAAAGUUGAUCUUGGGCCUAUUGACAUAGAAAGAUAGAAAUUGAAAAGUAUUUUUUUAAAAUAAUAAAAAAAAUACUAUUGUUGUUCCUUGAAGGAUUAGACAUAUGGUUAGGUAUGUAUGUGUAAAUAAAUAAAUUAAUUAGCUAGGUUGGUGGGUUCCAUCCUAGGGGAAAAAAUUAAUUAAGCCAGUAAUUAUAAAUUAAUUAAUAAUUAUUAAGGCUUGAUCUAAUUUUAAUCAUUGGAGAGAAAAUUGGUUUCGUGUUGUCAUUAUUAAAUUGUUAUGAAUUGAUUUGGUUUUAAUUAUAUAGUUAAUAGGGUAUAGUUUAUUAUUUUGCUUGUGCACAUGUACAUGUAAAGAAGAGAUGAGAGAGUGAGUUUUGAAUAUAUUCGAAAACCACCAACUUGUAAAUUAUGUAAAGAAACUUCUUGUAAUGACUAUAAUCAUUAUAUAAUUCACUUAUUAUUAUUUAUAUA
This is a messenger RNA of Cannabis sativa, 1629 nucleotides long. RefSeq lists its product as uncharacterized. The record is from RefSeq and is a predicted model, not a curated record. NCBI's taxonomy places the organism in Eukaryota, Viridiplantae, Streptophyta, Magnoliopsida, Rosales, Cannabaceae. Bases 236 to 1192 code for a protein of 318 amino acids. The transcript has a single exon.